Triticum turgidum subsp. durum (durum wheat) is the source of this 609-nucleotide messenger RNA. The record is from the annotation of a GenBank genome assembly. Lineage: Eukaryota; Viridiplantae; Streptophyta; Magnoliopsida; Poales; Poaceae.
AUGGAGUCGCGGGGGAAGCCCGGGUUCAGCGGCGCGGGCAGCCUGUCCGGCAGCCGGAGGAGCUACAUGGGAGCGGCGGCGGCUGCGGCGCCCAGCAAGCCGGCGGUGGACGGGUGCGGCGUGGCGCUGCGCGUGUUCAUCCUGGCGGCGACGCUGGUCGCCGCCGUGGUGAUGGGCCUGGACCGGCAGACGGCCACCGUGCAGGUCACCAUCGCCGACACGCUGCCGCCGCUGCAGGUCCCCGUCACGGCCAAGUGGUCCUACUCCUCCGCCUUCGUGUACUUCGUGGUGGCGAACGUGAUGGCGUGCAUCUUCUCGGCGGUGGCGCUGGCGGCAUGCCGCAGCCGGAGCGCGGUGGUGCCGCUGAUGGUCGGCGACCUGGUGGUGCAGGCGCUGCUGUUCUCGGCGGUGGGAGCGGCCGCGGAGUUCGGCAUCCUGGGCGAGCGCGGCAACUCCCACGUGCGCUGGGGCAAGGUGUGCCACGUCUACAGCAGCUUCUGCGAGCGCGCCAUGGCGGCCGUCAUCGUCUCCCUCAUCGCCGCCUUCGCCAACCUCGUCCACCUCAUGUUCGCCAUCCUAGACGUCCACAAAAACUCCACCUACUACUAG